Serpula lacrymans var. lacrymans S7.9 is the source of this 915-nucleotide messenger RNA. RefSeq lists its product as uncharacterized. Bases 1 to 915 code for a protein of 304 amino acids. The record is from RefSeq and is a predicted model, not a curated record. NCBI's taxonomy places the organism in Eukaryota, Fungi, Basidiomycota, Agaricomycetes, Boletales, Serpulaceae. The transcript has 6 exons. Gene Ontology annotation, molecular function: hydrolase activity.
AUGUCGUGCGAACCCCUUAAAAUAACCAGUAUACAGGAAAAUGUCAAAUUAGAUGUCUGGUUUUAUAGGCCUGAUAAGCCUGGUCCCUAUCCAGUGGUCGUUGCAGGGCAUGGUUUAACAGUCAUCAAGGAUGCUGGUUAUGCAGCUUUUGCUCAGCAAUGGGCCGAGGGGGCUGGAUGGGCUUCUCUUAUCUUCGACUAUCGAGGCUUCGGUGAUUCCGAUGGUGAACCACGUAAUGUGGUGGGGUUCGAGUCACAGUUGCAAGACUAUCGUAGUGUUAUUGAGUGGGCGAGUUCCCAAGCCGAUUUCAUAGCCGAGAAAAUUGUUGUAAUGGGCUCGGCUUGGAGUGGACUUCAAGUCGCCGACCUUGUGGUAAACGAUGGUCGCUUAGCAGGAGGCAUGGCACAUUGCCCAGUGUUAGAUGCACGCGCCACUGUCACGAGUGUCCUGCCCCGCCCCAAACUUUUAUUUUGGGCAUGCAUCGACUAUUUGAGAGGCAAACUAGGUUUUCGUCCUAUAUUCCUGCGUGCCGUUGGUAAGCCUGGCGAAUUCGCUGUCCUCAAUUCACCUUCUUCUUAUGCAGGGUUCACGUCUAUGUUUGCGCAGGGUCGUACACCUUUCGACCGAGCACCCAACCUUAUAUCUCCGCGAUUCAUUACUGAAGCGCUAUCGUGUCGUCCUGGUUUAGCUCUCAAAAAAGCUCUUUGUCCCAUGCUCGUUGUCUCGGCAGAAGAGGAUGAUAUAGUUCCCAUAGGAAUCACUCGUGAUAUCGUCGCAAAUGCCGACAAAAGAGUGAAGUUAGUAAAUAUUCGUUGUGGUCAUUACGAAAUUAUGGCAGGCGGGAAGGGGUACGAAGCAAAUAUAAAUGCUCAGAUCAACUUUCUUCAAAACCUGUCAAGGAUUGAUCAGCAUUAG